Molecule: messenger RNA, 429 nt
Organism: Acaulospora colombiana
Lineage: Eukaryota; Fungi; Glomeromycota; Glomeromycetes; Diversisporales; Acaulosporaceae
Source: the annotation of a GenBank genome assembly
GAAGAGGACCCUCCGUACUAUAUCUUGCUAUCGAUGAGAGUAGAAGCAGUAGAGCCAGUUUCCACGUCUGUGAGGGUGGAGACCAGCGUGGAGUUUGCUGACCGACGGAUCGAAUCUGCGUGUGAGACGGCUUGGAGGUACUGGGCCGCGAACAGCGGCUUUGACUGCUUUUUGGAGUUUGUAAAGAUGGAGGAAGAUGGAGAGGAACCCCUCAGUGCGAUGGGGGAGCUCAUUUUUGGGCGAGGAGGAGACCACGCCGCCACGCCAAGUGUCGUUGACCGCGAUGAACGACAUUGCAGUAACUAUGAGCGUGAGGAGAUGCGCAGGUGGUUUUGCUUUUACAUCUGGUAUCAACAACAGGCAGACUCUACGAUAAGCCACUCGGUCUAUAGAGAACACGACGAAGGAGGCUCGCCCUCUUCCAUCAAA